CCGAGGGGCCGGGCGCGGCUGCGGCCGCAGCGCUUGCAACGAGCAGCGGAGACAGCACGGGACACGGCAGCGGCGGCGACUCCUGGCGACUCCUGGCCGGGGGCGGGGCGGCGGCAGAUCCCUUUCCGGCUCGCCCCGGCGCUUCCACCUGUUCCGAGACGGGGUUUUCUGGGCGAAACCAAAAAGCCGUAGGCCCUUGGUGCGGCCGCGGGCCGUGCGCUCCCCUCCCUCGGCGCCUGCCGACCGCUGAGGGCUCGUGCGUCUGAGGGCUGGUGUUGCUUAAAUGAAAAACUAUCUGUGUGGAACAACUGCAGCUAUUUUAAUAUCAGGGAGGACCCUGUCUGAGAAUUCAGCUUCCCAUCCCCCUUGCAUUAGGCCUGGCCAUGCGGAUAUAUGAAUAUAUUGGACUAGAAGAGAUGGAGUCUUUCCUCUUGGAUGACAUCGGCUCGGUGACACAGAACAAGGGCAUUGAGAGAAUCGUCUCCCCAAUGAUUCAGCUUUGCCAUCUGCUCAUCUCAAUGGAGAGGAAAGGUGCCUCUUUGGAGAAAAUGGCAGAGGAAUUGGCUGGAGCUAGUGAAGACUUUGGACACUGUCUGGGCAGGCUGGCUGGAGACUCUGAGGAGGAGUGGCUCAGGGAGGAGAUGGAGCCUGCUGCCCAGUCUCUGAUCCUGUCUGGAAGCAACAUCAUGUUGGUGGCUCAGAAGCUCCAUCUUCAACCAGAAAGUCAGUGCCACCGGGAGGAGCUAGUGACCAUAGCUCAGCAGAUCCUGGUGAACACCAAACGGGUCCUGCUCCUGGAAGACGCGGCGACGGCGAGGAAGACUGUGCGGGCGGCCGGCUGGUGCCUGACCUGCCUGCACGCGGCCCCUUCGCCGACCUGGCGGCGGCGCUGCUGCACCUGGGCGGCCACCUCCGGCAUCCCUCCUGCGGCGGCCGGCACGCGGCACGGCGCGCUCACCCGGCACUUGCGGCGGCUCCGCCUUCCCCGGCACUUGCGGCAGCUCCGCCUUCCUCGGCACGGCGCGCUCACCCGGCACUUGCGGCAGCUCCGCCUUCCUCGGCACUUGCGGCAGCUCCGCCUUCCUCGGCACGGCGCGCUCACCCGGCACUUGCGGCGGCUCCGCCUUCCUCGGCACUUGCGGCAGCUCCGCCUUCCUCCGCACGGCGCGCUCACCCGGCACUUGCGGCGGCUCCGCCUUCCUCGGCACUUGCGGCAGCUCCGCCUUCCUCGGCACGGCGCGCUCACCCGGCACUUGCGGCAGCUCCGCCUUCCUCGGCACAGCGCGCUCACCCGGCACUUGCGGCAGCUCCGCCCGGGCCCGAGCACCUGCGCGGCGGCCGCGAUCCUGCACUGCGUGCGCCUGGCCGCCUGCUCCGCGCCGCGCCCCGAGAGGCUGCGCCUAGUGACCCGCUGGAGCGCCGCGACCGAGGCCCUCUCCCAAGGAGUCCGCACCGGGCUGAUACGCCAGAUCCUGGACACAUUCACGGACACUCAAAGUCCUCUACAAAGGCUGGUCCAAGCCGCCUUGGCGACUCCCCUUGGAAGAUCCUCGUGGGGUAGCCAGGCCUUGCCGAAGAGCCUCCAGCUUUUCCUGGCUGAUUUCUGUGACCACGCCGAGCAGAUGCUCAGAGUGGCUCACUUGGUCUUGGUUGGUUGCCCCCGACAACAAACUGGCAGAGACGUGGAGGCCGCCCUGGCAGGCCUUUGGGGGCUUGAGGUCAGAGUGCAACAGCUUUUCUCGCAAAGCCCCCAAGAGUCUGGUCUGGACUGGAGCCCCACCGCCCUGCAGGCCCUGCUUAAGGCCUGGGCCAGGGCAUCUGAAUGCCUGUUGGCAUGUUUUGAUGAUGUUCUCAGUAUUCCUGAGUUCCUGAGCAUGUCCAUCCAGGAAAUGACCAAGCACUUGGACUUCUUUACAUGGGCUUUGAGGGAUGGAAAUUCCAGGGAGUUUUUUGGACAUGUGGCAUAUUUACAGGGUCGAGCCACACACCUAGUGCAGGUAAUGAAGAGGUUUGUGGCCCAAGAUCGAGAUCCCAUUUUCCAGAAUGGCCUGAGAGUCUUGAUCCAGCAGCUGGAACAGUCUUCUCAGGUCUUGGGUGCAGCCACUGAACACUGUUCAAUUGGGUAUGGCUCUCGGGACAUUGAUACAUUUUUAACGAUGGCAAAACAUCUGAUCUACUCAGCUCACAGCAUCCAAGAGUGGCUGGAUGGGACUAACCAUCCAGAUAUACUCAGCCCCCUUCGAGACCAAGUCCAAAGGUUUGACAUUGCUAAGGGACAGCCUUAUUUCAUUCUCCCCAGCCUCCAGAAUUCCACAGCUCCUGAGUUAAAAUAUCAGAGAGUGCCUGGAUGGGGAAAUGACCCAAGUACCUCCUGUUCACCAAUAGACUAUCCUUCCCACCCCUUGGUUCCCAACAGCAAUCCACAGAGGAAGGGCUCUCCAUUCAACCUUGCUGUAGAGAGCCAUGACCACCAGGCAGUGAUCUCGGCUUGCACCAAUGUGCUGGGACAGGAUGUAACUGUGGGUGCAGCUCAAGAGGACCUGGCUGCGGAGGGAGCACUGGGGUCAGAGAGGAUGACGGGAUGCCAAGAAAUCUCAACACUGGCACCUUCUAUUAUUGACCUGCCAAGGGAGAUAGCACAAUGUACAACUGCUAGAACAGAUGGGCGUCUGUAAGUGGCUCUCCAGCUGUCGGGGAGUACCAGGGAAACCAGGCAGGGUUUGGUAGCCAUGGCUGGUGACUGGUACCUUUUGUGUCAACAACUAUUUUGCUGUAACCCAACAGCUGAUCUGCCAGGGAACAUGACAGUGUUCAUGGAGCUUCAGCAGAAUUUAGCCUCAAUGGUUCAACUAGCAGCUGAAAGUGGGCACACGGAUUUGGAUAAGAAGAAUCCUGACUCCACUGGGCAUCCAGAAACACUUUUACAAAUGCAAAGCAGAUUGGAAGAGGUGGAGACCCGUGCUAAACAGCUGUUGGACAAGGUUCUGGCCUCUGAUGGGCUUCAAGCCCUCAGAUCAUGGGAAGAGAGCAUUGAAGAUGAAUGCCUUCUGUGGUCAGUGGCUGUCCAAGACCUAGUCCAGUACAUGGAGAUGCUCAAUGGGAGACAAGGCCUGUUCCUGCUUCUCUUGAGACAGGCAGUGAAGGACCAGCAGGGGCUGCAGGAAGGGUUGGAUCAGACAGCAGAUGUUUCUCAGAGGCUACAAGAGGCUGCCAGGCUGUCUGGCCUGCUGUGUGGUGAUGAGCAGGUAAAGGGUGAGGUCUCCUUUCCACACAGGGAAGUUCACGUGCUCACAGAUGCUCUGCUGGAUGUGGCACAGAUCCUGGCCUCCUCCCCCAAACCAUCUCCCAGCCUGUCUACACACUUUGAACUUCUCUACUUGGAGCUCACCCUUCGUGCCAAGGUCCUGACUGGCCACCUCAGCAGCAUCAAUGCAGACUAUGAAUGUGCCCUCCAAGAUGCUGUCUGCCCAAGGCUCUCUGUCUGCAAGGAUCCCCAGACUGGCCCAGAAAGCUCCCUGGAAAUAAUGGUGUCUGGUAUCCAAACUGUUUGGGGAAUCAUGGCAGGAAGUCAAGAGUCCGGAACCUGCCAGGAUGACCUUCUUAUGGCUCUUAAGAGCAUUCUUGUCCUCACUAAGGAGGUGGCCCAGAGAGUCCCUGUGCUCUGAGACACUCAGUGGGAGUGGGCAGCCAAGGCCCACUCUGCCAUGGCCCAGCUCCAAGCCUGGAAAGGUGGUCACACCAAGACCUGGAGACUCCUGGCCCAGUGCUUAAAACCUGGGGAGGAGCCAGCAAGAGCCCCAGAACAGGACCCUAUCCAGCCCCAGCUCCACAGCAAGGAGGGUGCAGCAGGAGCUGCUGUGGUGGGCAGUGUGGAUUCUCAGGGCCCCAGAAGUAUUCCAGAUAGUUCACUGGGGACCUGCACUGCUGAGCCAGCCAUCAUCGGGUCAACCACAGCGGACCUGGGCAUGCAGCAGAGUGACACCUCUGGCUCCCGCAUCUGUCCGGCCAGGCUGCACUCUGAGCUGGGCCAGCCUCUUCCGGAGGAUGGCAGCGUGAACAGUGAGAACAGAAUCACCCAGGUCACUCAAGAGAUGGCCAAGGAGGUGCUCCUGAUGGCUCCGAGUCUGAGGAGGAGAGGAUGCAUUCUGACCAAAGAUCAACUCAUUAUCUCUGCUAGGAAAAUUGCGACUUCUGGACAAAACUUUGCCAAACUUAUCUGCAUCAUUGCUAAGAACUGCAUAGAUCAAAGAUGUUCUUGGGAGCUUUUGAGCGUGGUAGAACAGAUUCAAACAAUGAGCAGCCAGGUAAGCAGGUUAAGCAGUGUAAAGGCCUCCCUAGCAAGAAGCAAUUCCUCUGAAGAGCUCCUAGUAGAAAAUGCACAGCAGCUCCUCCGGGUUGUCUUCAAGACUGUUAAGAGCUUGUUGGCAGCGUGCACCUGUGGUUUGAGACAACCUUCCUCAGACCCAGAGGAAUUGGAAGUUGCUGCCUUCUGCAUGCAGUGGAGGAGAAAACUACUAAGGCACAGACUUCAAGAAACCACAGACGGGAACUGUGAUGAGCUGGGCCUGCAAAAAUCAAACACUAACCCCCCCCCAACUCUUGCUGCCUUGCUUCAGGAAGCGUUAUAA
Molecule: messenger RNA, 4628 nt
Organism: Cynocephalus volans (Philippine flying lemur)
Lineage: Eukaryota; Metazoa; Chordata; Mammalia; Dermoptera; Cynocephalidae
Biological process (GO): cell-cell adhesion; cell migration
Cellular component (GO): catenin complex; adherens junction
Molecular function (GO): beta-catenin binding; actin filament binding
Source: RefSeq, a predicted model, not a curated record